AUGAUUCGGAUGACUGCGGCUCUGUUGAUGUUCGGAUUGGGCUGUCUUCACAUGGGUUUUAUUUUUGCCGAAUUUGCUGAGCCGAGCAAUGGAAUUGCAAGUUAUCUGGAAUUGGAGGCUGUUCUGGUGAAACAGUUGGAGUCUUAUUUGGACAAGGUAGAGAAUGAGCAAGACAUGAUUACAAGUCACCUGCUCGAUAUCAACCAGGUGCAUAUCGAUAUAGAUGAUACAGAAGAGCACUUUGGGAAUCCAGUCAAUGCGUUCAGGACCAUCAGUCGGUUCACAAGCACCUGGAAGCAUGAGAUCCUCGAUGUAUUGCUUGAUAACUCCACGUAUAGCACAUAUGUUAACGGAGUAGCCAACGAGAUGAAUAAGAAAAAACUCGAAGUCCCACUAAAUGAGCAUCUCCUAGGCGCCAGCGAUAAUCUAUUGGAGCUGCAGGAAAGCGAAGGCCUGACCACAUCUGAGUUGGCCAACGAAGAGGUGCUGAGAGACGAAAAUUCUGGCAAGAGUGUGAUUCUCAGCGCCAGCGAUUGCUACGUCUUUGGACGCAAUCUGAAUCAGCUGCAGCACUACGAAUAUGCAGCGCAGUGGCUGCUGCAGGCGCAACAACGUGCAGCUCAGGAAGCGCCAACGUUUCCUAAUGUCAGCAAAACACGUAUACUGGAAGAGUUGUCUCUGGCAUAUAGAAAGCUAGACAACAUUAAGCUCGCCAACAAGCUCAACAACGAAAUUCUAAAACUUGAACCGACCAACGAGGCAGCCCUUAAUAAUAAAAUCCUGCUACAGAAGGAACUGAUACUAGAGCGCAUAACCAUGUCCAAGCUCAACCAAGACGGCCUAAGAUAUGAAUGUUAA
Drosophila hydei is the source of this 858-nucleotide messenger RNA. RefSeq names its product prolyl 4-hydroxylase subunit alpha-1-like. The transcript is spliced from 2 exons. The coding region runs from base 1 to 858 and encodes 285 amino acids. The record is from RefSeq and is a predicted model, not a curated record. NCBI's taxonomy places the organism in Eukaryota, Metazoa, Arthropoda, Insecta, Diptera, Drosophilidae. Gene Ontology annotation, molecular function: protein binding; procollagen-proline 4-dioxygenase activity. Gene Ontology annotation, cellular component: endoplasmic reticulum.